GAGGCUCUAACAACUACUGAGGCUCCAACAUCUACUGAGGCUACAACAACUACUGACACUCUAACCACUUCUGAGGCUCCAACAACUAAUGAGGAGGCUCUAACAACUACUGAGGCUCCAACCACUACUGAGGCUUUAACAACUACUGAGGCUCUUACAACUACUGACGUUCCAACAACUACUGAGGCUCCAACCACUACUGAGGCUUUAAUAACUACUGAGGCUCCAACGACUACUGAGGCUCCAACCACUACUGAAGCUCUAACAACUACUGAGGCUACAACAACUGCUGAGGAUCCAACAACUACUGAGGCUCUUACAACUACUGAGGCUCCAACAACUACUGAGGCUCUAACAACUACUGAGGCUCCAACAACUACUGAGGCUCCAACAACUACUGACACUCUAACCACUUCUGAGGCUCCAACAACUAAUGAGACUGAGGCUCAAACCACAACUGCAACAACUACUGACACUCUAACCACUACUGAGGCGCCAACAACUACUGAGGCUCUUACAACUACUGAGGCUCCAGCAACUACUGAGGCUAUAACAACUACUGAGGCUCUAACAACUACUGAGGCUCCAACAACUACUGAAGCUCUUACAACU
Dreissena polymorpha is the source of this 612-nucleotide messenger RNA. Its product is annotated as threonine-rich protein-like. Lineage: Eukaryota; Metazoa; Mollusca; Bivalvia; Myida; Dreissenidae. The transcript has 4 exons. The record is from RefSeq and is a predicted model, not a curated record. The annotation marks the transcript as partial.